CUGUAGGGUACCUCUCAAGUCACCUGACGCCGCGGACCCCCAAAGGACCCUCGACACCACCAGCAAAGGCUACGGGUGGACGCUAAACCGCUUCAGCACAGGCUUGGUGCCUUUUUUUGUUCGGACAAAGGGUCACCACCAUUUUCUCUCGACUCGCGAUCCACGACUCCCCCGACGCACACGAAACCAGCCACACCAAGAGGGCAUCGGCCGAAUUCACAGCUUGCUAGAAGCAGUUGAAAAAUGUCCUCCUCAUCUGCGUUGGCUACACGGCCCGUCACAAUGGCCGCCCGUAGCAUGCGUGCCUCGAGACAAUGCGCCGUCCAGCCUGCGACCCCAAGAUAUGCAAGCGGCAUUGCCAGAUCGAAGCUUGUCCGCGAAAUGGAUCGUGCGUCAAAGCUCAACAGUACAAAGGCCACCAAGGAGCAGACAAUGUCCGAGAUGCAGAAGCUCGCGCACAUUGAGUACUUCAAGCAAGGAGGCGGUCCCCUGUUUCCAGGCACAUUUGUAGCACUCCCCCUGGCCCUCGGCCCCAAGAGCCUCGGCGAAUUCGCCCAGUACCAGUUCAACCGAAGCAGAGCGUGGCUCACCGGAGUCAUGACAGUCCUGCAAUACAAACUCAAGUCGAUGCCCAACUGGACAACACGACCGAAAUGGAAGGCUCGCCGCGGAAAGAUUGCACCGACAGCAAAGGCCAUGUACCGCGAGGUUCUCGAAGCCUUUGCAGCCGGCGACAAGAAGACCAUUGAGCGCCUCUGCGUGCCCGACUUUGCGAAAAAGCUCAUCAACGCCAUCGAACGACGCAGCAACAAGGAGACUGUCAGCUUCGAGCUGGUAAAAUACACAAAGCCCAUGUUCUACCCUCGUCUGAUGUCCCACCAGAUCCAUCAGAUCAACCCCAUGGACAAGACAACAGCCACCGAGCAGGCUGUCGUUGCUAUUUCGUCGCAGCAGCAGGCAUCCCGACACAACGCCACUACAGGUGAAAUUGUUCCCGGUAGCCUGAGAAUCCAAGACAAGAUCGAAUAUGUUGUCUUGUCAAGGGCAACCAGCGAGACAACCUUUACUGCCGAGCCGUGGAGAGUUUGGGGCACGACUGUUGGCACCACAUUGGAAACGCAUUUGAUGGAGAAGGACGCUGUUGAAAAGGAACAGAUUCAGCGAGCAGGAUGGAACAAGGAUUAAUUUAGGGGAAAAUUUGUAUGGAAAAAAUGUAUAUUAAGCAGGACGGAUGCAUAUCCGCAUAACGCGGGUCUUUUGUACUAUAUACGCUGGCAAACCAUGCCAAAAAAUCUGAAGUAUUUCAAGACAAUAUGGUAUAUGCGUGAAAACGUGAUGUAGGCUGCAAACGACCAUGAGUGGCCGAAAUUAUUUAAAAAAAUUUGCCAGCUCCAGAGCCGAUGCUGUCGGCCAGGAUGUCAUUGUUGUCUUGCAGAGCGCGCAUGUCCACGGGCUUGUCGAGGGCAUCAAAACGAGUGCCUUGAAUUUUGGACUGGGCGAACAAGAAGCCAAUUCUAGCACCAAAGGCAAGGCAGCCCCAAAUAAGGCCACCGACGGGAGCGGCGACAAAGGCGCCAAACACGCCCCAGUCGCCAGUGUAGAGUCCCUCCUGGAGCAAAAUGAGCUGGCCACCACGCUGCGCAUCGUUGUAGUAGAUGGCCCCAAAGAUGAAAAUGGUGAAAAUACCACCAAGACUUCCGACAACAAACUCAAACCCACGCCACCAGUAGAAUUGGGGAAUGAGACCGACCAUGAGAACUGGGAUGGUAGCAGCAGAAACCAAGUCGCUGAUGAGGAAGAUUUGCAGAAUCGAAGGGGCCUUUAGCGCCAGGACAACCGUGGGGAUGAUGAUGAGGACAACAAGUACACGGAUGACCCAAAUGUUGAGACGGUUGCGGAACAGAUCGUUUGACGCAGACGAGACCAUGGCCGACUGCAAGCUGUCGAAAGCAGCCGUGCUCAAGCUCACCACCAUGACGAGAACGAUACCCACGACCCAGUUGGGAAGCUUUUCCAGCAAGAGGAAAAAUGCAAGUGAACCAGGCGUGUCUACGUUGUCGGGUGUCCAGGCUCCAGACCAAGCAGCAAUGAGACCUGUGCUUCCAACCAGUGUCAGGAUACAGAGGAUGAUGAUGGUGGCGAGGGAUACACCCAAGCGAAGGUCCUUAUCUGUCUUGGAAGAGAAAGCACGCAACCAGAAGUUGGACAAGAAGAAGUCGUUGGUGAGGACAGCAACGGGAAGAAUGUAGAGCAGCUGCCAUCCAAGGAGACUAGCCUUUGUGAGGCCGGACUGGUCGAUGAGGUCACGGUUAAUCUCGGUCUUGACGCCAAUGGUGAUGGUAGCAAUGACGAUGAGGCCGACAACCAUUCCACCUUGGAUAACGUCGGUCAAGAAGGAAAUCUUGAAGCCACCAAGAGCUAGGCCAGUUAGCACAGGUUAAUAUAACGAGAGAAUUGUCGCAGCAACUUACAAGUGUAGAUGGUGGUAAUGAUACACUGCACAAUGAUGAUGGGAAGGCCAUCAAGCCCAGUCAACGUAGUGACCACUUGUCCAAUAGCAGAGAGCUCAGCAACCAUGUAGAGGAACAAGGUCACCAGUGUCAUGAAGCUGAGGAACAGCAUAGCCGGGGUACCGUAGCGAUGUCGCGUCCAUUCAGUUAGAACGAAACCAUCGGGGCAUUGCUUACGAAUGAUGGGGGUAACCCAACCAAAGACCAAGAGGGGCAGUGCUGAUGCAAGAGCAUAGACGAUCAAACCCUGGACACCACAGAUGG
Messenger RNA from [Torrubiella] hemipterigena, 2774 nucleotides. The record is from the annotation of a GenBank genome assembly. Lineage: Eukaryota; Fungi; Ascomycota; Sordariomycetes; Hypocreales; Clavicipitaceae.